AAAGGACGACAAAAAUAUUUGAUAAACUUUUUCCCCCUCACUCUCUCUCUCUCUCUCUAUCCCCCUCUCUGUCUCUCUGUCCUGAAGAGAGAGAGAUGGAGCCAGAAGGAAGGAGUCGACUCUCUCUGGGAAAACUGUCUUUGGAAAAGACUCUGAGAGACUAAAUCCUGAAGUUCAUCAAGACUGGAAAAGUUUCAACGACCCCAUCAAGACGCGUCGCGCAGGCAGGCACCGACCGUUGCGUGGAAAAGUUCAACCCCAAAAAAGCUUCUUUUUUUUCCACAGAAGCGCGGAGGUUUUGCGCAAUGACAUGCACUUCUAGGAGGGAUCGCUUUUUUAUGAAAAGACGUUAAAGGUUCAUAGGAAGGGAGACAGAAUUCUAUCAAAGUGUCUCUAUCUCGUCCUUAUUGGAGCCGGAAGGCGAUGGGGGCCGCGCCGGGUUCGGGCUGGGAGGAGGGCGAGUUCGAGUUCAAGCUGGUGUUUGAGGAGGACCCGCCGCCGCGGCAGGACCGGGGGCCGGAGCCGGUGCUCGCGACCGAACCGGAGAUAAACUCCGGACCCGGAGAGGAAAGUGAGGGCGCCCCGCUGCGCCUGGACUCGUCCGCCGGCAACAGCGGCAGCAGCCUGGUUACAGACAACCACUUGGCUGCCACUCAUGCAGCUCACUCAAUCAGCAUCCCCAGCCCGCCGCCCUCAGCCAGUCAGCGUGCUGGGAUGCACUCCCCGCCUCCACGACGGGCCCCAGUCAGAGAGUUCAGUGGGACGUACGAGAGCCUGCCAGCGCGAUCAGUGCAGGUUUCAGAGUCUCGUGUGGUCGAGUGUCCGAGCAUCCAGAUAACCACCAUCUCCCCUGAAGACGACCCCGCGUCCACCACCAACAACUACUGGGACAUGGGUGGUGGAGGUGGGUGGGACCGUGAACGCCUCUACCUCCCCCUGCUGGACCCUUUCACCUACCGCGAUCGAUGCCCAGGCUCCCUCAGCCCCAGCCCGGCCUCCAGCCCCUCCUCACGUGGCUGGCUCAGCCCUGCCUCCAGCUGUGACUCCCUGCUGGUCGAGGAGGAGGAGCUCAACGAGGCCGCCAUCCAUUUUGGGCUCUCGCCGUCAUCGAGACCCACCUCACCUGGUGGUAAAAAACGCAGGAACUCUCCUCUGGCCUCCCCCUGUACCUCACGGAGGGGCAGCUACUCAGAGGAACUGCAAGGGUGCAACCUGGAGGGCGGAGACUCCAACCUUCAGUCACAAGCUCCGCCUGGCAGCUGUGAGCUGAGCAUCCCACAGAAAACCAGAAAGACAUCCUUGGAACAAUUGUCUCCCAGGGAGGUGGAUCAGGAGCAGGCUCCAGGCCACAGCUCCCCCUGCCCUAUGCCUGAGGUCCAGCAGGUCAGGAGAGAGCCUCCUCCUGUGGGCAUGGACUACCUCUCUGUGCCCCCUGCUCUGGCCUGGGGCAGAACCCGAGCCAACGCCCACAGCCCUCUGUUCAGGUCUAAUGCUCUGCCGCCACUCGACUGGCCGCUGCCGUCCCAGUUUGAUCCGUAUGAGCUGCGUAUCGAGGUGCAGCCCCGCCCACACCACAGAGCCCACUAUGAGACAGAGGGCAGCAGAGGAGCUGUCAAGGCUGUGCCUUCAGGACAUCCUGUGGUCAAGCUGUGUGGAUACACGGAGAGAAAACCACUCUCACUUCAGGUGUUUGUUGGAACAGCUGAUGACAGAUCCAUCAGGCCGCAUCCUUUCUAUCAGAUACACAGGGUGACAGGGAAGAUGGUGGGCACUGCAAGUCAUGAGAGUGUUCAGGCCGGGACAAAGCUGCUGGACAUUCCCCUCAACCCUGAGAACAACAUGACUGCACUCAUUGACUGUGCUGGGAUCCUGAAGCUGAGGAACUCAGACAUUGAACUAAGGAAAGGGGAAACAGACGUCGGCAGGAAAAACACGCGUGUCCGUUUGGUAUUUCGUACCCACCUCCCCCUAGCGCCCCCUGGCAGGGUUCUGGCUCUGCAGGUUGCCUCGCUGCCUAUUGAAUGCUCCCAGCGCUCGGCCCAGGAGCUGCCUGUCAUCGAGUCUGUCAGCCUCACUUCCUGCUCUGUGGAGGGCGGAGAGGAACUUCUGCUGAGUGGCACCAACUUCCUGCCAAUCUCCAGAGUCCUCUUCAUGGAAAGAGGGACAGAUGGCAAACUACAGUGGGAGGAGGAGGCUCAUGUGGACCGUGACAACAGCAACGAGUGUUUGCUGCGUGUCAGAGUUCCCGCCUACAGUGACCUGUCUGUCAGUCGGCCUGUGCCGGUCAGUCUGUACGUCUCUAAUGGGAAGAGGAAAAGAAGCAGCACACACUGCUUCAAGUAUCUCCCCAUCAUGUUUAAAGAGGAGGACCCUCUGCUGUCCCGGCCCUCUGUGCUGCCUCUGGACAGGGGCACUGUGUGUCCUGUAGACGGUCAGAGCAGGAUGGACAGAGGCUUCCAUAUGAGAGGUGACCCUCUAGCUGAUGAUCGGGGCCUGGGUUUCCACUUGCCCCUCUACCCCUCCGCCUACUCCCCUCCCUGCCCCACUAUGAGCUACCACCACGAGGAGUACUGCUCCAAACCCGACGCUGUGUCUGAGGAGCCCGGUGGAUCCAGAGCAGUGUUAUCUGAGCGUCACCCCAGCUUCGAGAACUUGGAGCUGGGCUUCACCGAGCUUCUGCCCCCUCUGUACCCCCGUGGCCCCCAGCCUCCCUCCCCCUCUCCUUCUCCAUGGCUUGACUCACCCUACCUGUCCUCCUCACCCUCCCCUUCUCACUCCUCCUCUCUCAGUCCGUUCCCAGCCAGCAGUCCAAUCUCAACCUCCCCUCUGCCUCCUAUGCCCACCUCCCCUUACCCCCAGUACACUAUUUAUCCUCAGGAGGUGUGUCCCUCCCCUCCUUCCCAGCCCAGUGCCUAUCAGGACAUGUGCCCAGUACCCUACUCCCACUAUGACGGCUGGGACCCUCAGGGAAGGGUGGUGGGAAUGGGACAUGGUUUAGAGAGGGACGCCAAGAUCCAGGAGUGCCCACUGGAGUUUACCAGCUCAGUGUCUAUGCACCACAUUACCUUUGAAGAAGUAUCAGAGUACAUUGGAGAGGACAUCCAGUCUUACCAGUCAGGUUCACAGAUGGACAACCUGCCAAACUGAGCUCAGGGCAGCAGCCGAUCACGCAUCUGUUCUUAAUGCAGCGUCAGUUUAAACCUCCUCUGCACUCGUUCGCUCCACUUACAUGUGAUAGUUGUCAGGGAAAUUUCAAAUUACCAGGACACUGUUGUAAUUAUGACCACAAGUAACGGUUAUGGUUUUAUAAAAGGGAAACUAAUGUUUUUAACAUGUUUUCAAUAUAAAUUAUACAAUAAAA
Messenger RNA from Solea senegalensis (Senegalese sole), 3361 nucleotides. It is a transcript of the gene nfatc4, whose product is annotated as nuclear factor of activated T cells 4. Lineage: Eukaryota; Metazoa; Chordata; Actinopteri; Pleuronectiformes; Soleidae. The record is from RefSeq and is a predicted model, not a curated record. The transcript is spliced from 13 exons. Gene Ontology annotation, cellular component: transcription regulator complex. The coding region runs from base 424 to 3147 and encodes 907 amino acids. Gene Ontology annotation, molecular function: transcription factor binding; DNA-binding transcription factor activity, RNA polymerase II-specific; RNA polymerase II cis-regulatory region sequence-specific DNA binding. Gene Ontology annotation, biological process: cytokine production; calcineurin-NFAT signaling cascade; regulation of transcription by RNA polymerase II.